AGUACAUGGUGGUAGAUUUGCCUAAAAUUAAUAUUUACUUGAUGAAACAAAAUGAAUCUCCAAAACGUGCAAAAUUAAAAACUUUGGCCUGCCUCUGAAAUAUGAGAAAAAAACGUGAAAUAAGGGAGGAGAGAUUGAAAUUAAUAGACAGUUUGUUGAAACAUGAAAAGAACAUGAUUGAACUGCCACCCUUUGCAAGCAAAAAAAUUCAUCACAUCAUCUAAUAAAUGCCAUCCAUAGCAUCUAAUUAACUAGUGCUAGUUAUAUAUCAAUUCCAUUUCAAUAUCUUGAUAAAUUAUUGACAUUUUUUUUUCAACCAAUCCUCUUAGUGAUCCUAAUGAUUGUUACCGUCAUAUUCGGCAGAACAUAACAAGAUCAGAAAGCGAUACGGUGUAGAAGAAGAAGGUGAAAUUGUGUAUUAAUUAAUUGUGGGGGGUAAUGGUGUCAAUAUUUUCAGCCUUGCAGCUCAACAGCGAGAACAAUAGUAAUAAGAAAAUGAGAGUGAAAUCAGUUUCAGGAAAGGUUAUCUUUGCACUAUGUAUUGCGAGCUUUCUUGCAGGAACACUUUUUACUACACAGACAAGGCCACAACACACUUCUGACCAUCAGCAUCACCUGAUCCUCAAACCCGAUUCAGAUGCAGAUGCUGCUACUACACAUGCACAUGAUUGUGACCACAAGCGUAAAUUGGCUGAAAAGAAUCCAAGAGACAUUAUGGGGGAAGUGGUGAAGACGCACCAAGCUAUCCAAUCGCUAGAUAAAACAAUAUCAACACUGGAGAUGGAGUUGGCUGCUGCAAGGACAAGCAAUAAGAUGGCAAGAGCAUCGACGGUCAAUCACAAUAGCAGCCUUGAGAAAGUUUUUGUAGUGAUAGGGAUUAAUACAGCAUUCAGCAGCAAGAGACGAAGAGAGUCUGUUAGAGAAACAUGGAUGCUGAAAGGAGAGGAAUUGAAAAGGUUGGAGAAGGAGAAAGGAGUAGUGAUGCGAUUUGUGAUAGGGCACAGUGCAACACCUGGUGGAGUUCUUGACAGAGCAAUCGAUGCUGAGGAUGCGCAGCACAGAGACUUUCUUAGGCUGAACCACAUAGAAGGCUACCACCAGCUUUCUACUAAAACUCGUUUGUUUUUCUCAACAGCUGUCUCUAUCUGGGAUGCAGACUUCUAUGUUAAAGUUGAUGAUGAUGUUCAUCUCAAUUUGGGCAUGCUAGUGAGCACGCUGGCAAAGCACAGAUCAAAGCCAAGGAUUUAUAUUGGGUGCAUGAAGUCUGGACCGGUCCUUUCUCAGAAGGGGGAGAAAUAUCAGGAGCCAGAGUACUGGAAAUUUGGGGAACAAGGUAACAAAUAUUUCAGGCAUGCCACUGGUCAAAUCUAUGCAAUCUCAAAGGACCUCGCCACUUAUAUUUCCAUCAAUGCGGGCAUAUUGCACCGAUAUGCAAAUGAGGAUGUAUCGUUGGGCUCAUGGUUGAUUGGAUUGGAAGUUCAACAUGUAGACGACCAUUCUAUGUGUUGUGGAACGCCUCCAGAUUGUGAGUUUAAAUCGAAUGCUGGAAACCUUUGUGUGGCGUCGUUUGAUUGGCAAUGCAGUGGGAUAUGCAAAUCUGUGGAGAGGAUGAAAAAAGUGCACAAUGCCUGUGGAGAAGGCGAUGCAGCUAUUUGGAACGUUCAUCUCUGAUUUUUAAUUACAUAUUUUUGUAUGACGACCUCGCUCAUAAAUAACGAGACCAACCACUCCGCUAUUUAUCCAAAUGUUGUGUUGGGCAUCUAUACAAAGAUUGCAUAGUUCAAAAUUAAAAAGAACCUCAAUAAUAUUGAUUAUUACAGGGAUUAAUAGUUAUAUUGUGUGAAAAGAAAAUGUAAGAACAUAUUUUCUCAGUUUGGAAUACAACUCGGUCUUUAAUCCAAGAUUCACACUUAGAGAUUCCACUAAGGAAUCCACCAACACCACCAAGUACUACAUAAACCAACAUAAAGAAACACAAAUUCAAGCACACACACUCACCAAAUAGUCUCAAAUCUCACACAACAGAAGGAUUUUGAGUUUACGUUGAGUUUAGGUUAUUUAUCAGUGUCUUAACUGCCUUCAUUCUGUUCUACUUAGGUCAAAGGUAGCCAGCGAAGAUACCACUUGAGGGUCAAAGUCAGCCGUGUACGACGGCAUUUGACCCUAGAGCAUUACAGAGGAAGAAGGCGAAAAGA
Molecule: messenger RNA, 2195 nt
Organism: Erythranthe guttata (spotted monkey flower)
Lineage: Eukaryota; Viridiplantae; Streptophyta; Magnoliopsida; Lamiales; Phrymaceae
Product: Galactosyltransferase family protein
Cellular component (GO): Golgi membrane
Molecular function (GO): galactosyltransferase activity
Source: RefSeq, a predicted model, not a curated record